AUAUAGCUUUGAUCUUACUGAAGACUGAAUUUUUUUUCAUGAUUUUUCACCACUAAAAAAAAAAAUCGUGAAAGGUCGUGUACCAACGGUCAAAACAUUUUCUCAGUGUCUUCUCACAACCAACCAAAUUCAAACAAAAGAGUAAUACAGACUGAACAUAGUAAUUAGUUUGAAUAAGUAGUUAUUACUAUUACAUUUAAUAAUCACUUGAAUUAACAAUGGCUCACGCUCCUAGUUUAAGUAUUGCAGCUAUUGCAACCAUGGGUUCUGUUGGUGUCAUUUAUCUCCUUAUUAAAUCCCCAUUAAAAUAUCAAUAUCUUAGUGAAAAUAGAGUGAGUCCAAAAGCUGAUUUAGCAUGGAGAAAUGCUGCUCAAAAAUGGCUUGACAGUAAUUAAAAGUGGUUGAGUUAUUUCUUUUGAUCUUUUGCAUGUAUUUUAGUUUACAAUUUACCUAUUCAUUCAUUUCGUUAAUUAGUGUAUUCAUCACACAUACAUUAUUUCUAUUAAACUUUGCAUAAUUUAUUUCAUAUACUUAAGUAUACUACCUACUACAGUCA
Scheffersomyces amazonensis is the source of this 556-nucleotide messenger RNA. RefSeq lists its product as uncharacterized. Lineage: Eukaryota; Fungi; Ascomycota; Pichiomycetes; Serinales; Debaryomycetaceae. The annotation marks the transcript as partial. The transcript has a single exon. The record is from RefSeq and is a predicted model, not a curated record.